ACGAACGACAAAUUGGCUAUUGAUGAAGUCACCAUUUCCCACGUUAUUCAUAUGUCUCGCAUACAUAUACAUCGUGAAAGUUUUGGGACCAAAACUGAUGGAAAAUCGAAAGCCAUUUCAAUUGACGAACGUUCUAAUAUUUUAUAAUUUAUUCCAAGUGAUCUUCUCGACGUGGUUAUUCCACGAGUGUCUGAUGGGUGGAUGGUGGGGCCUCUAUAGUUUCCGUUGUCAACCGGUGGACUAUUCGAACAGCCCAACUGCAAUUACGAUGGUGCACGCCAGUUGGUGGUAUUAUUUUUCUAAAUUUACGGAAUUUAUGGACACGAUCUUUUUUGUAUUAAGAAAGAAGAACAACCAUGUGUCAACGCUUCACGUUAUUCAUCAUGGUUGUAUGCCAAUGUCCGUAUGGUUUGGUGUUAAAUUUACUCCUGGUGGUCAUUCAACAUUUUUUGGACUAUUAAAUACAUUCGUACAUAUUAUAAUGUACACGUAUUACCUGUUAGCCGCAUUAGGCCCAAAAAUUCAGCCAUACCUAUGGUGGAAAAAAUAUUUAACGGCAUUCCAAAUGAUACAAUUCAUAGCAAUAAUGGUACACGCUUUCCAAUUGCUUUUCAUCGAUUGCGAUUAUCCAAAAGCAUUUGUAUGGUGGAUUGGUAUGCACGCAGUAAUGUUCUUCUUCCUUUUCAACGAGUUUUAUCAACAAAAUUAUCAACAAAAGAAAGCAGCAAUGGCGAGAAGCAAUGGUAUUGCCAAUGGAAAAACAAAUGGGGUUAUCACGAAUGGGAAUACCGACAUUAAUGGAACGAUAAGAAGGGAUGCUGCUGAUUAUUAUGUUAAGGGUGAAAGUUUAGCGGCUAGCGAAUUUAAUUUUAGAAAGGGUUACGUAUUGAACGAGUGACCCAUACAAGAAUAUCAUCGUUCUUUUCGGCGUUGUUAUUUCUUCUAUUAUUAUUAUUAUUAUUAUUCUUCCAUUUCUUCUUCUUCUUCCUCUUCUUCUACUUCUACUGUGUCACCAAAUGCCUUUAGAUAUUAUUCGCAUCGAGAGCUCGUUAAAAUGAUGCAUACUACUCUACCACCAUCACCACCACCAUUAUCACAACAAUCUCAAACGUGGGAAUCGUACUAUUAUAUUUUCCACACUUAACGUUACAUACUUUUUGUUUAUUUUUAUUUUUAUUAUUAUUUUUAUGACCCUCCCUCCUCCCUUGUCGUACUAUCUCUCUCUCUCUCUCAAUCUUUCUUUAUUCUCAUAUUAUUAUUCCUUAUGAGAUCUUCCUUUUAGGAUAAAAUUCUCUAUUAAAAAAACUAAAACUUAAUUUUGAUUAAGUUAACAACAAAACAAGCUUCCAUGUAUUUCCUGUUCUUCUUCUUCUUCUUUUUCUAUUCUUUAUUUAAUUUCAAAGAUAUAUAUCAAAGUAUAUCUUUAAACUCUUUGCGAUACAGGAUUAUAAUAAUAAAAUAAAUCUAUGUUGUAUAUAACACACAUUUUAUUUGCGUUUUAAAUGAAAACAAAUAUUCGUAUAUUUUUUAAUAAUAAAAGUAUCGUGCAAUGUAAAAACAUAAGAGGAGAAAAGAAAAACAAAAAAAGAAAUAGUAAUAGAUUAAAUUUGUUGUUAUAGGAAUGGGUACAAUCAAAUAAUUCCCAUCAUGCGCCUAUGCACAUGCAGCUAUUGCAAUAUUUCAUACAUAUGUAAUUGUAUACAGCAUGGAUGUAAUAUUUCUACCAUGCAUUUACGGUGCAUCCCCAAAAUAUGGGACAAUUUUAAUCUCGGCACAUGCCCCCAUAAAGAGUUCAUUGAAAAAAAGAUUUAUAAAAACAAUAAAUCUUUUUUUUCUACUUCUUCUUCUUUUUAUGCUGCUGGGCUAUCGUGUGUACCGUUAAUUAUUAUACUUACAUCGUGCGUAAAAAAAAAACAAAAAGAAAAGAAAA
Molecule: messenger RNA, 1930 nt
Organism: Polistes canadensis
Lineage: Eukaryota; Metazoa; Arthropoda; Insecta; Hymenoptera; Vespidae
Product: elongation of very long chain fatty acids protein AAEL008004-like
Exons: 5
Coding region: 23-898 (291 amino acids)
Biological process (GO): fatty acid elongation, saturated fatty acid; sphingolipid biosynthetic process; fatty acid elongation, monounsaturated fatty acid
Cellular component (GO): endoplasmic reticulum membrane
Molecular function (GO): fatty acid elongase activity
Source: RefSeq, a predicted model, not a curated record